Messenger RNA from Rhipicephalus microplus (southern cattle tick), 2202 nucleotides. It is a transcript of the gene tctn, whose product is annotated as tectonic. NCBI's taxonomy places the organism in Eukaryota, Metazoa, Arthropoda, Arachnida, Ixodida, Ixodidae. The record is from RefSeq and is a predicted model, not a curated record. Gene Ontology annotation, biological process: cilium assembly. Gene Ontology annotation, cellular component: ciliary transition zone.
GUAACGCCUGUUCAAUUAACAUCGCGUCAUUGACCUAUAUUUCAUCAUUGUCGUAAAGAAGCCGCACGUUCGGUUUUGUCACCAGUGCCAAUGCGAAGAUUGCGUUGAAACCUAAUGACGCCGGUAAGCGCAACGACUAACUUCUACAGCUGGCGAACUGAUUCUUCUAGGUCUACAUCUUCGGGGCUAAUCUACGCCUGCUAAGAAUUUCUCUUCAGCCUGCUGUGUACCAUAUAAGAAUAGAAGAUGCAAAAGCAAACUAAAAAGCGUAGUGAGCUUUUCUUCUUGUUGGUACUAAACAUUUGCUGUGCAUCGAGUUUUGCUCCGUUCGCCUGUGCCAACGAUACGUCGGAUAGCCUAACAGCGGAAAUGUUCAACGUCACGACAGCACUCUCGACGAUCUUUCCCGAAGAAACGUCGCAGCCUGAGCAAACCACUGCGGCAACAACGGUGACGCAAGCGACCGACGCCGCAACGACAACGCUGACGUCACUCCCGGCAACGGCAGCGCCUCCUAGGCCAUCACUCGUCGUGACGCCUAGCGAAUGGUGCGAGUGCGACUUGACCACCGGUUCGUGUGACGUGGACUGUUGCUGUGACGGAGACUGCAGCCCGGACGACUCCCGGGCAUUCCAGCACUGCACCGACAGGGAACCAGGGGAGCCGGACCUGAGGUACUGCACCAAGAGAGACGUCGUCUUCAGGAACAGGACGCUCUUCGAGAAGAGACCAGUGGGAGACAUGCUGUGCAUCGUCGUCGACAACGUUCAGAAGAAGGACUUCUAUCCAGAUCCACCUGAGGUUAAGACACUGGCCGAUGCUCACAGCCUUAUUAGGGGCAAGGUCAUCCACAAAUGGCCGUCUGCUGACGCAGUCAGGACGGAACUGCAGGCUCAGUUCAAAGCUGGAAGCCCUGUACUUCGUGUGGAUGACGAUGGCAUCGUUGGCGAGUGGAGGUUGCCGACCAAGCUGUUCAGUUCUCGCUGCGAAGCGACAGAAGCGAUUGCGUACCUACGUGACGCGGACUACGAGUGUGGCCGUAAGAUCAGUGCCACCUUGGAACGAACCUGCUCAUCUGACCCUUCGUUCUCGGUAUUCACAUACCACAGUAACUUCUCCAUACGGUCUCAAUCCGAUGAAAAGUUGAGAAUACAGCCAUUCGUUUGCUACAACGAGUCCUGCCUAGUGGCCAACACCAGUGACUGCGCGCCCCGCUUCGUCGACGGCUCCUGCGAUCAUGUGGUUUCGGAGGCUGCCUUCAGAGUGUUUCACAAUGGUGCCGAUGGCAUAUCGCGCAUCGACGUUCACUACAAGCUUGUCGCGCUUAAAUCUGGAACUGUUGAAUUCGGCCAACGGUUCAGCGUUUCCUUCGUUUGGGCAUCUACUAACGGAACUGAGCCGCUCAAAGUGAGCGGCAACCCUGGGUACAUAACCGGGCUUCCAAUACUGGCGGGAUGCUUCGGUGAGAACGGAUCGGCUUGUCGGGAAGCAAGACCCCGAUGUUCCUGAGUAGUUCCACAGCCAACUGACGGGGACUGCAUUUCUCCCGUGCGGAGGAGCGCCGUCAAGUUUCGGUACAACGUCAGGACCGGCUGCCUCCUGUGGCCCUGCAGGUUCCCGAACUGCUCGGUGCUUCAGGACGCCCUGCUGGGCUACGUCACUAGUACGGAUCAUCACGUGACCCACGUGGCGAGCUUCGGAAACGCCAACAGCUCUCGGGUCGAUGGCUUCGUCCCCGUUUUAGUCGAAAACUCGCCGGUGACGGACUCGACGCAAGCGGCCGUGUCUUCCUCGACGGCCCAGAAGGACUUCUGCGUCCUGCCCGCAACGGAAGUGCGUGUCUACGUCAUGCACGCCCGAACCCAGCACGCAUCGAGGCCUCAGGAGAAGAUAGUUUCGGUUUUGCGUUCGUACGGCCGAAGCGGCGCGGCCGAAGUUCGUCUCUCUCAGAGAGUUCCGGUGGAAGUGACGUACUCCGUCAACUUCGUUGACGUCACAAGUCCUCGUAAACGCAUCUUCGCGCCUCCGCCCACGAUUGACGCACGUCUGCCGCAGGAUUUUUUCUAUCCUUUCUUUCUGGAGUCAGCCGCGUCGAAAUAUCACAGCGCGAUGUCUUUUUCUUUAUCCCUCGCACUGCUCGUCGUCUCUGCAGCCACCGACUUUUGGCGGCUGACGUAUGUGCCGUUAUUGGAGCAUUGUUAA